AUGCGGGCACCAGCAGCAGGUGAUCGCGGGGCUGUGUUGCUCUGUGACCUGAGGCAGGGUUUGGUCGUAGAAAGGAUACGGUCCCCCAAAUCUUGGAUUGAAGAGGUCUUCAGUAAAAGAGAAUGUGCACACAUCAUUCCCAGUUCAAAAGAUCCUCACAGGUGUCCUGCAGGCUGCCAGGUGUGCCAGAAUUUGAUCAGAUGUUGCUGUGGACGGCUGAUUGGAGAUCACCCAGGAGUAGACUGUAGCUGGCCUGUGUAUCAGGCUGCCCUACAGAGAAAUGAUGGAGAAUGGUCUGUGCAAAAACACACGAAGACGAGUCCAACGGAUGCAUUUGGUACAAUCAAUUUUCAAGAUGGAGAUCACACUUACCAUGCCAAGUAUAUUAGACUCUCUUAUGAUAGCAAUUUGGAUCAGCUGUUGCACCUGAUGGUUAAAGAAUGGCAGAUGGAAUUGCCAAAGCUAGUGAUCUCUGUUCAUGGAGGCAUUCAAAAUUUCAAGCUUCCCUCAAAGGUCAAGCAGGUUUUCAGCAAAGGAUUGGUGAAGGCUGCUGAGACUACAGGAGCAUGGAUAAUUACAGAAGGCAUCAACAGCGGAGUGUCCAGGCAUGUGGGGGAUGCACUGAAAGGCCGUGCCUCACCACAUCUGAGAAAGAUCUGUGCUGUUGGGAUUCCCCCAUGGGGUAUCAUUGAGAACCAGAGGGACCUCAUUGGAAAAGAUGUAGUCUGCCUGUACCAGACUCUUGGUAAUCCACUCAGCAAGCUAAGUACCCUCAACAGCAUGCAUUCUCAUUUUCUAAUGGCAGAUGAUGGGACAGUAGGCAAGUAUGGGAAUGAAAUGAUGCUCAGGAGGAAUUUGGAGAAGUACAUAUCACUUCAAAAAAUACACACAAGAAUGGGCCAAGGUGUACCCGUAGUUGGGUUGGUGGUGGAAGGAGGCCCCAAUGUGAUCCUAAUGGUGUGGGAGUACGUGAGGGCCAGCCCAGCUGUCCCCGUGGUGGUCUAUGAGGGCACUGGCAGAGCUGCAGAUAUCCUGGCUUUUACCCACAAACACACGGGUGAUACAGGGGAGCUGCGCCCUCAAGUGAAGGAGGAGGUCUUAGUGAUGAUUCAAAACACAUUUAGCUUGGGACAGAAACAGUCCAGUCAUCUAUUUCACAUUUUGACGGAAUGCAUGGAGCACAGAGAGUCAAUAACCAUAUUUGAUGCGGAGUCAGAAGAUCAGCAGGACAUUGAUUUGGCAAUUCUGACUGCACUCUUGAAAGGUACAAAUAUGUCUGCUUCAGAUCAGCUAGAUUUGGCGUUGGCCUGGAACCGGCUAGAUAUUGCCAAGAAACACAUAUUGGUUUAUGGACAACACUGGAAGGUUGGUGCCUUGGAACAGGCAAUGCUGGAUGCUUUAGUGAUGGACCGUGUGGAUUUUGUGAAGCUAUUAAUAGAGCAUGGAGUGAACAUGCACCGUUUUCUUACCAUAUCUCGUUUAGAAGAACUCUACAAUACAAAACAAGGACCAUCAAAUCUACUUUUGCAUCACCUAGUUCGAGAUGUGAAACAGAAUACCCUUUCCUUGGAUUACAAGAUAUCACUGAUUGAUAUUGGGCUGGUGAUAGAGUACCUCCUUGGUGGAGCUUAUCGGAGCAGCUACACAAGGAAGCAUUUCCGAAUUCUCUACAAUGAUCUCUACAGAAAACACAAGCAUCAGAGUAAUCAGAUAGGUAGCAGAAUGGGAUCUGCUGAAAAUACUUUGCAUUCUCAGUUCUUCAGAACAGCACAGCCUUACAAAUACAAGGAAAGAUCCACUGCUUUCCAUAAGUGUAAGAAAAAAUCAAAAGAGGAUAUAAACUUUGCAGAGAACUAUGAGUCGUCUGGAUUUAUCUAUCCCUAUAAUGACCUCCUGGUUUGGGCAGUAUUAAUGAAAAGGCAGAAGAUGGCAAUGUUCUUCUGGCAGCAUGGAGAGGAAGCCAUGGUCAAAGCCGUUGUGGCUUGUAAACUCUACAGGGCAAUGGCACAUGAAGCUAAACAGAGCAACAUGGUGGAUGACACUUCAGAAGAACUCAAGAAGUACUCAAAGGAAUUUGGGCAGCUUGCUUUAGAUGUGCUGGAGAAAGCAUUCAAACAAAAUGAGCAGAUGGCCAUGAAGCUGCUGACCUAUGAACUGAAAAACUGGAGCAACUCAACUUGCUUAAAAUUAGCAGUUUCUGUGGGGCUGCGGCCUUUUGUAUCCCAUACUUGCACACAGAUGCUGCUGACUGAUAUGUGGAUGGGACGCCUGAAGAUGCGGAAGAACUCCUGGUUUAAGGUCAUUAUGAGUAUUCUUCUGCCUCCCACCAUCUUGAUGCUGGAGUUUAAAAGCAAGGCAGAAAUGUCUCAUGUGCCUCAGUCUCAAGACUUCCACCAGUUCACAUGGUAUCAUGGGGAUCAGAGCACAGUCAGCUCUAAAGAUGCCUUGUCUCUGAAGGAUUAUGAUGUGGAGAAGAUUGCUCAGAAGUCUGAUGAAAGCCAAGUGGACAGUGGACAAGGAAACCUGCCUGGCACUAGAAAAAUCUAUGAGUUCUACAACGCACCAAUUGUCAAGUUCUGGUUUCACACGAUGGCGUACAUGGCGUUUCUCAUGCUCUUCACUUACACUGUGUUGGUGAAGAUGGAACCAAGACCGAGUGUGCAAGAGUGGCUCGUUAUCAUUUAUAUUUUCAGCACUGCUAUUGAAAAAGUCAGGGAGGUAUUUAUCUCAGAACCUGGAAAAUUCCGCCAAAAAGUGAAGGUGUGGAUUUAUGAAUACUGGAAUUUUACUGAUUCUGUAGCUAUCAUCCUGUUUAUGAUUGGUUUUGGUUUGCGCUGGUCCGACCCCCCUGUUCAAACUGCGGGGAGGCUACUUUACUGCUUGGAUAUAAUAUUUUGGUAUGUUCGGCUCCUUGAUCUUUUUGCUGUGAAUCAGCAUGCUGGCCCAUACCUGACAAUGAUUGGGAAAAUGACAGCAAACAUGUUCUAUAUUGUGAUCAUGAUGGCCAUAGUCCUGUUGAGUUUUGGAGUGUCACGAAAGGCAAUCCUUUCACCAGAGGAGCCUCCUUCUUGGUCUCUGGCACGAGAUAUUGUGUUUCAGCCUUACUGGAUGAUGUUUGGUGAGGUCUAUGCUGGAGAAAUAGAUGUCUGUGAAACCAAUGAAGACUGUCCUCCGGGCUCCUUCCUCACGCCGUUCCUCCAAGCGGUCUACCUCUUCGUGCAGUACAUAAUCAUGGUCAACUUGCUUAUUGCUUUCUUUAAUAAUGUUUAUUUUGAUUUGAAAUCCAUAUCAAACAAGCUCUGGAAGUACAACCGGUACCGCUACAUUAUGACCUACCAUGAGAAGCCAUGGCUGCCUCCACCUUUCAUCCUCCUGAGCCACAUUGGACUUCUCAUAAACCGCAUCUUUCACCAUCGGCCCCCAAAUGAGCUGGAUCAAGAGGAAGGUGACGUUGGACUAAAGUUGUACCUGAGUGAUGAGGAGUUAAAAAAACUACAUGACUUUGAGGAACAGUGUGUGGAAAAAUAUUUUCAUGAGAAGAAUGAAAGCCUGAGUUCCAGUGACAGUGAAAGGAUCCGUGUGACAACAGAAAGAGUGGAGGAGAUGUUUCUGCAGCUUAAAGAAGUGCAUGAGAAGGUAUUUUACAUCAAGGAGUCUUUACUCUCCCUGGACAGCCAGCUAGGACAUUUACAAGACCUGUCUGCCUUGACAGUGGACAUCCUGAAAGUGCUUUCAGCUGUAGACACCUUGCAGGUGGAAGGAGCCUUACUGGCUGACACAGAACAUCGAACCUGUAGGAAGUUGCCCCAUAGCUGGAGCAAUGUGCUUUAUUCCAAGACCUUGAGCAGCCUAGAGUGUUUGUAUGACAAGAAGUACCACUACUACAGCAUGCCACCCUCCCUCUUACGGAGCUUGGUAAGGAGUCAGUGGCCAUCGGAGUGCAAAGAACACAUAUUGAGGACUGAGAGUAACAAGGUGGUAGAAGACAGCUCUCAAAAGAUAGAAAUAGAAAGUGACACACUCACUUCGGGAGUAUCCUCUGAGACUAAGUCAACCCCUAGGUAUGGACAAUUUUUGUUGGUGCCCCCUGACCAUCAGGGAGGGUCUUUCUCUGAGGAUGUCACCUUAAAUUUGUCCUUUUUGAGCACUCCUGCCAAGUACAGGGACAAUGUAUUCAGAGAUGAACUGCAAAGUAGCAUUGUGGUGCAGCAAAACUUGCAGAGUGUCAACCUCAUUGGAAAAGAGCCAGAAGAUUGUCAAUGGAGCCAGAGAGAUUUUGUUACUCAUUUGCCAUCAGAAAACACUAAUGCCAUAGAGGCUGAUCAUCCUCUUGAUCUCCAGCCAUCUCUGGGUAUUGAAGAGAGUGCAGCACCCUCCUGCGAUGACAGGGAAGAAACUGAAGGUGGUUAUGUGAACUGGGGAUUCUCUGAAGGUGAUGAAAAAGGGGUUUUCAGCUCAGGGAAGAAACAAAAGAAGGCCCUGUGUAUACAUUCCACCUAUAACAGUGACUGCAAUUGCACGGGUAGUUCUCCCAGGCAUGUCCAGAUAAGAGAAUCAAAGUCCUUUUCCUACAACUCCGACAGGUCACGUCACAGCAGCAUCAUCUCUCAGAACAAGCUAAAACGAAGCACCUCCUUCUGGAUCAGCCCACUCUGGAGGGACUGGAGUUUCUGCAGGAGCAACAGCUUACAGUCCACUAAGAAAGAGAAAAGAGGGAAAACCUGCAAGGCCAUAGGUGGUAACUAUAAAACACUACACCUGUACAGUAUCUUUUACUGGGGAGCCGAAGAGUCUUUACCAGCCAGUGAGCUACACCACAGUGAGGCAACAAAAGCAAAACAACAAAACGGAGACAGAAAGUCUGGGAGAGGAAAGAAGAAUCAAAAACCCCUUCAGGUGCCGGUGAUUAGAGUGGAUGAUUGUCCCCAGAACACCCAAGUGAGCUCAGAGCCCGCAGAGAUCAAUGUCUGGGAUGAGCAAGAGAGACACAGCAAGAACUGGCUCACUGUGUCUAAUUUCAGUCAGCUAAGUUUGGAACGUCUCAGUUACAUGCACCAGAAAAUGAAAAAUCAAGACAUCGGUAGGCAUACCAUACCAUUCUGUGAUUACCUGAGGCAUUCUCGAGAGUGUAAACGAUAUGAACAGCAGUGCAGAACUGAACAGCUCAACAUAAAGCAGAGAAAGAAACAUGCAGAAAAAUGUGGCUAUUCUUCAGUAACUGAAGAUUAUUUGCUGAUUGUUGCAAUGAGCAAUGUUGCACUGAGGGUUAUUUUGUUUUAUGAUUGCCGAUCAAACCUUUAUAUCUUUGCCUGCUUGAAAACAUCUCAAGAUCUGCAUCAUCACUACUCAGCUGUUGAAAGAAACAACUUGAUGAGACUUGCUCAGACCAUACCAUUUACACCAGUCCAGCUCUUUGCUGGAGAGGAAGUGACAGUCUAUCGGCUAGAAGAAAGUUCACCUAUGAACCUUGAUAAAAGCAUGUCUUCCUGGUCCCAGCGUGGUAUGGCUGCAAUGAUCCAAGUCUUGUCACGGGAGGAGAUGGAUGGGGGUCUGCGGAGGGCCAUGAAGGUCAUUUGUACUUGGUCUGAGAAUGAUGUAUUAAAGUUGGGACAAGUAUUUAUUGUGAAGUCUUUUCUGCCAGAGGUGGUUCAGACUUGGCAAAAGAUCUUUCAUGAUGGCACAGUGUUACAUCUCUGCCUGAGGGAGAUCCAACAGCAAAGGGCUGCCCAGAAGUUAAUCUAUACCUUCAAUCAAGUGAAGCCUCAUACUAUUCCCUAUACUCCAAGGUUCCUGGAAGUUUUCCUCAUCUACUGCCAUUCAGCGAACCAGUGGCUGACCAUUGAGAAGUACAUGACUGGCGAGUUUCGGAAAUACAACAACAACAAUGGAGAUGAGAUUACUCCCAGCAGCCUGCUGGAAGAACUAAUGCUGGCCUUCUCUCACUGGACCUAUGUAUACACCCGUGGGGAACUCCUUGUCCUGGAUUUGCAAGGUGUUGGGGAAAACCUUACAGAUCCAUCUGUGAUCAAACCUGAAGACAAAAAAUCUGGAAAGAUGGUAUUUGGACCAGCAAACCUAGGCGAAGGUGCAAUAAGAAACUUCAUCACAAAGCAUCGUUGUAACUCUUGCUGCAGGAGGCUGAAACUUCCUGAUUUAAGAAGAAGUGACUACACACUGGAAAGGGUCAGUCCAGCCUUCGAAAUAGAAAUGGAGAUGAGCACCACAGGAGCUGACGACGCAGACGAGCCUUUGGAGUAUGACACGCGGCUGUGA
This is a messenger RNA of Nipponia nippon (crested ibis), 6273 nucleotides long. The record is from RefSeq and is a predicted model, not a curated record. NCBI's taxonomy places the organism in Eukaryota, Metazoa, Chordata, Aves, Pelecaniformes, Threskiornithidae.